CCCCCGUGUGCGGAUGGUACGCUCCGGUAAGCCUGGCCGGGUUGCAGUGGAUGUUGCUAGAAUCCACGCGGAGGAAAGAAGAGACGCAGGCAGGCUGCGGUGACCCAAGCGGCCACCCCCGCUUCAGGGACCCCUUCCUCCAGGGACGACAUCAUGACCCAGGGAAAGCUCUCUGUGGCUAACAAGGCCCCCGGGACUGAGGGGCAACAGCAGCAGCAGGCAAAUGGAGAGAAGAAGGAUGCUCCGGCAGUGCCCUCUGCGCCACCCUCUUACGAGGAGGCCACCUCUGGAGAGGGGCUGAAGGCAGGGGCCUUCCCCCAGGGCCCCACGGCUGUACCACUCCAUCCAAGCUGGGCCUAUGUGGACCCCAGCAGGAGCUCCGGCUAUGAAGGUGGUUUCCCCGCAGGACACCAUGAGCUUUUCACCACCUUCAGCUGGGAUGACCAGAAAGUUCGCCGGCUCUUCAUCAGAAAGGUCUAUACCAUCCUACUGGUCCAGCUGCUGGUGACCGUGGCUGUGGUGGCUCUCUUUACCUUCUGUGACGUCGUUAAGGACUAUGUCCAGGCUAACCCAGGCUGGUACUGGGCAUCCUAUGCGGUAUUCUUUGCAACUUACCUGACUCUGGCUUGCUGUUCUGGACCCAGGAGACACUUCCCUUGGAACCUGAUUCUGCUGACCAUCUUUACUCUGUCCAUGGCCUACCUCACUGGGAUGUUGUCCAGUUACUACAACACCACAUCUGUGCUGCUGUGCCUGGGCAUCACGGCUCUCGUCUGCCUCUCCGUCACCAUCUUCAGUUUCCAGACCAAGUUUGACUUCACCUCCUGUCAGGGUGUGCUGUUUGUGCUGCUCAUGACUCUCUUCUUCAGUGGACUCCUCCUCGCCAUCCUCCUGCCCUUCCAAUAUGUCCCCUGGCUCCAUGCCAUCUAUGCUGUGCUGGGAGCCGGUGUGUUCACGUUGUUCCUGGCAUUUGAUACCCAGCUGCUGAUGGGUAACCGGCGACACUCGCUGAGCCCCGAGGAGUAUAUUUUCGGAGCCCUCAACAUCUACUUAGACAUUAUCUAUAUCUUCACCUUCUUCCUGCAGCUUUUUGGCACCAACCGGGAAUGAGGAGCCCUCCCCACCCCCACCCUUCUCCAGAGAAUGUCCCUUCCCUGUCCUGUGACCCUCUCCGUGCUCUUGCAAGACCAGACAUAAACUCGCUGCAGCCAGCUUGUGAGCAGCCGCUCCCUCCUGCAGCCAGCCCUCGCGUUGCCCUUCUGCAGCUUGUACAUAUGCCACGCUUGAGGCCCCGCAGAUCUGAGGCCCCACCAUCCCCUGCGGUGCUCCCGGCACCCGAUUGCAUCUUCCAAAUGGCCCAGUCAAGGCUGAGGGCACCUCUGGGUUUGCAGACCCAAGGAAUGAGCAGGAGGAGCCCAGCAGGAUCUCAGAGGUGGGAAGGGGACCCCAGGAAGCCUGGCUAAGACUGUGACCCCCCACCAAGUCUUCUAGGGCUCCCUCUUCUCUUUCGGGUCAAGCAACUAUGCUUUGUAAGAAAAAAUAGCUGAGAGGGCACAGCUGGGACAUGAGGUCAGGGCUCUGUGGAGUGGAUAAAGCCGGUAACUCUCAGCUGUAGGCCAGUGCUUGUUCUAGGGACCCGGGCAAUAUAAAAAGAGUAGGAAGUCACUGUUUGCCCUCCUGGGUCAUCUGGGACAGGGGGAUGUGCUAAGCCAGUCCUGAGCUCCCAGGCAGGGGAAGGCAAGGGGAAGCUGGGAGGGCUGAACCAGGGGCUGUCAAUCAAAUCGCAUCCACUGGAAAGGCAUAUAUGACCACAGGACUAGAAACAGGACUAGAAACCCAUCUCUCUUUUUUCCACUCUAUGCCAUUCCCACAGACCUAGGGGGAGUGGGGUGGAAGUCUGGUGGAAGUGGUAAUGUCUGCUGGACUAGCCCUUACCCAGGGCUCUCCUUCAGUCCCUUCCACACCUGUGUCCUAGGUCUUCUCCUAUCUUCUGCUACAGUCUGUCUUAUCUCCAGCCAGGCCUCCUGAGGCCCGAAGAGUAGAGGCAUCCAUUUCCCUCCCCCCAGCUUCCCUGGCCACUCAGCCCAGAGUCCCUGGGCCCUUGCCCCGGUAUCUCCACAUCUCUGUAAUUUGGAAACUGUCCAGCUAAUGGUCACAGCCAGGGCCAGUCCCUUGAGCCUGUCCCGUGUGAUGAGGCCAGAGCUCCUUAUCAACCUCCAGGCUGCUGGGAUCUCAGGCAGAGUGUGCGUCAGUCACCCUGCCCUGGCUGACUGCCUGCUGGAGAGGGGACCAGGGGCCUACACCUGGGGCAGCAUGCGGGCGCCUCAUGCACACGGCCAGCUCUAGGCAGUGGAAAGUUACUGGGUGAGGGCUACAAGGCCCUGAGAGGAUGUAAGGGACCCUGUUUGCCCCAGGAAAGGGGACUAGGUAUCCCACCCACUCUGCCCCCACCCACCCUGCCUACUCUAGCCUUUGAGAAAUAUUACAGAAGCAUUUGAAA
This is a messenger RNA of Mastomys coucha (southern multimammate mouse), 2500 nucleotides long. RefSeq names its product Fas apoptotic inhibitory molecule 2 (gene Faim2). NCBI's taxonomy places the organism in Eukaryota, Metazoa, Chordata, Mammalia, Rodentia, Muridae. Gene Ontology annotation, cellular component: membrane; endoplasmic reticulum; Golgi apparatus. Gene Ontology annotation, biological process: negative regulation of apoptotic signaling pathway. The record is from RefSeq and is a predicted model, not a curated record. The transcript has 12 exons. Bases 154 to 1110 code for a protein of 318 amino acids.